Molecule: messenger RNA, 267 nt
Organism: Hydatigera taeniaeformis
Lineage: Eukaryota; Metazoa; Platyhelminthes; Cestoda; Cyclophyllidea; Taeniidae
Source: the annotation of a GenBank genome assembly
AUGGAGAACGCUCAUUGCCGCAAAAUUGAAGACGUUCUCGCAUUUUUUAACGUGGAUGAAGAGACAGGCCUAUCCGAUGAGCAGGUCAAACGACAGACUGAGAAAUACGGUCUCAACGAACUUCCCGCUGAAGAAGCCAAGUCAAUUUGGGAGCUUAUUGUUGAACAGUUUGACGAUCUCCUUGUCAAAAUCCUUCUCCUCGCCGCCCUUAUUUCUUUCGGUUUCCUUUCUUGCCUUAACGGAGUGGGUACGAAGAACAGGUCCUAA